AUGCUGGCUGCAUGUACGCUUAUCCCUCACUUGCCAGACUUAUACCAGACACUUGAGCUCGGACAGGAUCCAGUUCAACCAAAGAAAAUGCGCUAUUGGCGGUUGAGUAGCAAAGCACAUUGUCUCGCUACAAUCUUCUUUAGCUCUGCUCUUGCAGCAGCAUCGGUAGUUGGCGGCAAGGUGUGCGGGAAAGCUUGCCGACAAACAUUCCGGACACUGCGAUUCUCGGAUGCUCCUGAUGGAGUCUUUUUCGCAGUACAAGAGUGUACCAGCCGUUUAUAUCAGCAAUCAGUCUAUCUCUGCUGGGAGAUUUACUGCCCCAAAAAUGUCUGGAUCUCGGAGUCAAGAAGAAUAAAUCAAACAUGUCAAGAGAUCGACGGUUCGCAUUUUCCACCGCAUGAUAUCAUUGCUGGAUUUACAGAUGAAGAUGUGGUUCAGAUUGCCAGAUUCAACGCAACAAGCCCGGACCGUAUAUAUCCCUUUGACCAGUUGAUGUUGCCAUCACAAGACUUUCACGAUCUUUGGGGCCGUACGCUGGAUGCACAUGAUUACAUAUGGGAUAACCAUUAUUAUUACGGUUGGGCAAUGGGAAUGUUCUGGGCAGUGGUUGCUGCAGUCGGAGUUGUAAACCGAGCGCUCAAAAAAUGGGUGACUUGUAAACCUCGAGCGUUUAGUCCUCAGCAACGAAGAGACGUUUGGUUCAAGCGUAAUAUUCUGGCGCCAGCCACUUUUGGCCGGCGCUGCGUCCAGGACUUUGGAGGCUGGGGUACUUUGCCUCCACGUGCGCAGACAUUAACUCUAACGUUGUUUGUGCUCAUCAACAUAGUAUGCGUCGUGCAUGGGUACAGGUUCUUUGAGGGUUACGGCUAUUAUCCGACUGUAGGAAUGCAAAUCCUCCGCCACGUCUCUGAUAGAACGGGCAUUAUUUCGUUUGCCAACUUUCCCCUCAUAUGGCUUUUUGGAAUGAGAAAUAAUGUGGUCAUCUGGCUGACAGGCUGGGAUUUCAAAACAUACAACAACUUUCACCGCUGGGUAGGUCGGCUUGCCGCCCUGCAAGCAAUCAUCCACUCAGUGGGAUACACGGCCCUCAUUCUAGAGAGAGGUGGUUGGGAUUACUUCUGGCGUAUGUGCAAUAUGACGUACUGGUGGGCUGGCGAGCUGGCAACAAUUUUCAUGUGUUCUCUUGUCGGCCUAUCAGUCUAUUGGCUUCGGCGUAGGCAAUACGAGGUCUUCCUCGUACUUCACAUAGUCUUGUCGAUCUUGGUUCUUAUAACCAUGCUGGGGCAUGUGUCAAUAUUCAAAGGCGAUUAUGAUGCUCUCGUGUGGGUUCCGGCCAUGAUAUGGGUACUAGACCGCGCUGUACGCGGCGUGCGGAUCGUCGCCUUUAGCCCGCAGUUCUGGAACGUAAAGGCCCAGAUCACCUACAACGAGGACGCACAUAUGAUUCGCAUGGCUGUCCCGGCGUCAUCCAGUUUAUACAACAUCGAGCCUGGGUCAUUUUACUAUCUCAUGGUGCUCAACAAGUGGAACUUUUGGGAGAGCCAUCCAUUCACCGUGGCAUCGGUGUCAAGGACUGCUCCGUGCGAAGCAGGAUCCCUGAACGAGCACUCGCCUUUGUUGAACUACUCAUCAAAUGCCUCUGAAGAAGUGAGAUGCUGCCCGGGAAAGUCCAAACAAGAAAUGGGGUUUUUGAUCCGCCCUUAUGAUAGUUUCACUUUGCGUUUGAAAGAGUAUGCGGAGACCCAGCGGCCAAAGCCAGCUACAAUACGAGUGGCUAUUGACGGUCCUUAUGGGAAGCCUCUACACUUGCAACAGUUCUGCAAGGUGCUUUUUAUAGUUGGAGGCAGUGGAAUUGCUGUCCCACUCUCCUAUCUUGACAGGCUUACAAUGUCUCCGAUCCGGCCAAAACUGAUUCAUAUCCACUGGGCAGUACGUCAGUGUGCUCUGGCAGUUGAUGUACUUAGUCAUGAGCUCAAUGGUUCAUUCAACAGCGAGCAAGUCAACAUCAAUAUCUAUGUGACUGGUGUUGAUAGCAGAAGAACUGAAGAUGAGGGCAUAUGCCGCCUUGCAGAGUGGAAGUUUAGGCGGUUAAAUGUUGAAGAUGUUAUAGAGGGUGCCCUUAAUACCGGAGGGGAAGGGAGCCUUGCGGUCGUCACAAGCGGCCCGGCCAGGAUGGCCGACGAGAGUAGAUAUGCAGUAGCAGCCAGGAUGGUGCAUUCUUCGCCCUAUAUCGAAUUUUUUGAGGAGAGUUUCCAGUGGUAG
Molecule: messenger RNA, 2262 nt
Organism: Clonostachys solani
Lineage: Eukaryota; Fungi; Ascomycota; Sordariomycetes; Hypocreales; Bionectriaceae
Source: the annotation of a GenBank genome assembly